Aplysia californica (California sea hare) is the source of this 955-nucleotide messenger RNA. Its product is annotated as retinol dehydrogenase 13. NCBI's taxonomy places the organism in Eukaryota, Metazoa, Mollusca, Gastropoda, Aplysiida, Aplysiidae. The record is from RefSeq and is a predicted model, not a curated record.
AUGUUCAGUGUUUCCUCCAUCCCGUAUCUCUAUGAAGACCGUGUCGACAUUCUCAUCAACAACGCCGGCGUCCUGACGGGGAACAAGAGACCCACAGAGGACGGCCUGGAGAGACACAUGGGAGUGAACCAUUACGGACAUUUCCUUCUGACCCAGUUGCUGCUGGACAAACUGAAAGCCUCGGCUCCCAGUCGCAUCAUUUUUGUGUCCGCCUGGGUGCAGUUCUACUGGCCCAUGGAUUUUGACCACUGGCCCCAGAACAAAAAGUGGUUUUUCAAGGCAUACGGUCAGAGCAAACUGGCCAAUGUCCUGACUGCUAGAGAGCUGAGCCGUCGACUCAAAGGUACCAACGUCAUCGUCAAUACUGCACAUCCGGGUUUCAUCCACACAGACAUCGCACGAGACUUUCCUUUCUACCAUUCUCGGAUUGUUCAACUACUUAAUAGCCCGUUUAAUUUCCUUCUGUUUCGGACUCCGUUCCUUGGAGCUCAGCCAACCCUUAGACUUGCCCUGGACUCAAGCCUUGCCAAUGACAAGGCACGAAGAGGAGAAAAACAUUAAUACCCAUCCAUCCCAGAUUGCUCGUACGUCAUGUGUUGACCGUGAACUUCGAGAGUCGAAAAAUUCAAAGCCAGCCGACAAUAUCGUUUUACUACAUGAUGCAUUUCUAAAUGAUCACCAAGCUAUACAUAGAUUCUAAUUAUGCUGUUAUUAUUUGGCGUUGAGUAAAUGCAUAAACAUUAUGUGAGUGAACAUUCAAUGACUUUUUUCGUUUUCUUCUCUUGUGUGUAUUAUCAUUGUAGUAGAUGCAGAUUAAAUUUAAUUGAGUUUGUUGUCAAGUUAUCGAUGAUGUAAAAAGAAAAUGUUGGCUUGUCUUAUUAAAUUUGUUUAUAAAUAUAAUUGAAAGUGUGUUUUUACCCAAACCUUGAAGAAUUAAAAAGACAAUUGAAAAAUG